Messenger RNA from Laccaria bicolor S238N-H82, 1545 nucleotides. RefSeq lists its product as uncharacterized. The record is from RefSeq and is a predicted model, not a curated record. Bases 1 to 1545 code for a protein of 514 amino acids. The transcript has a single exon. Lineage: Eukaryota; Fungi; Basidiomycota; Agaricomycetes; Agaricales; Hydnangiaceae.
AUGCUACGGGAAAAUACCACGCCAGAUUCAGAUACCCGACAUGAGAUUGAAGAGAUUGUCCGUCACGACGACGUCGAUAUCGACUUUCUUGACAGGGAACUAUCCAAGCUCCAAACAACGCUCCUUGAUCUCCAGCGUCGGCGACAAGCGAUUCAGCUGCGCGUCGAUCGUAACAAAGCACUUUUAGCUCCCAUUCGCCGCCUCCCUGUGGAGAUCCUUCAGAAGAUCUUCACCUUAUGCUUCCCUUUUGUGAGCACGGCCAACAUAGAAUGGUUGCCGUUUAAAGUCGGCCAUGUUUCUGCCCACUGGCGCGCGGUCGCGUCGACAACUUCCGACCUAUGGCGCAGAGUUGAGCUAGACCUCGACGCUAUGCCCGCGCUUUCCCCAAGGGAAAGGCUCCACAUCUACUUGCGUUUCGUCAAUCUUGCCCACAGCCAGUCCGGCACACGUCCGGUUUGCAUGUCCAUCACUCCUCAGUUGAGCGUAAAGGAUCUCAGAGAAUUCCAAGGCCUUGUUACCAUCGUGCGGCUCAUGGCGUCAAAUCUCUCUGGUCGUUGGGAUGAGUUAUCAAUUGACCUUGAUUUGUUUAAUUCCAUAAAGAGCUCGGAUGUAAUGGCCUUAUCCCGCCUCAAACGCCUUACACUCUCGGACAAACUAAGAAACACUCCACUCUGUCGUCUUCCGCACAACCUUCCUCAACUUACUUAUCUCAAACUAUCAGGUUGUUUCACGCCCGCCACUAGAUUGGUCAAUAUGCCCUGGUCCCAACUCACGCAUUUUAGAGCACAGCACAUUCACAUCAUCGAUCUCCAUCCAGCUUUGGAUCAAAUGUCGGCCCUCACACAUGCACAUCUCUCCGGGAUUUGGUCGUAUGGCGCCUCAGUAACGCAAUCAUUGUGUUUACUGCAUCUCAGAGACCUAACACUUUCAGACUCCGAAGCCACCAUUUGCGACAUUGCCAAAUUAUUGACAGCCCCCAGCUUAUCCCGAUUUCGAGCCAUCGUUUCCGAGCCAUUACGUUCUGUUGCGCCUCAGUCGGAUUCACUCGGGCAGACUUUGAGAGCAUUCAUAGAUCGCUCAUCCGCAGCAAUAACUCAUCUUGGAUUACAACACAUUUCCGCGGAAGACAUGAAAGACACAUUUGAAGGAGUCCCGUUGGUUGAAUCACUUGACAUCUCCAUCCGACAGGACUCUAAUGCUCUGAACCUGAUCAUGAAUGACCUUGUGUGGAAGACACUUCCUCACAACUCUCCCGAGUCAGAUGUUCCCAAUCUCCUCCCUAACCUGCAAUUGUUAACAGUACGAAAAAGGGGUUUGGGUGAUGCCCUUCCUGGUAUCAUUCAAAUGGCUUGUUCCCGGUUAAACAUGCAACUUAUCACGUCGGGGGUACAUCCACCCCCCGCUCGUCUCCGCACAGUCUGCUUUCGGAGUGUGGAUUCCGUUUCAUCUUUACUUCAGCUGUAUCACCUGGGCGUUGCUGUGGAUUGCCUGCAUGGAUUAAGAGGAACGGACGUACAGCAGCUCACUAUAGACGUUGCGAUGUAA